AUGUAUGUAUGUAUGUAUGUACAUAUUGUAACUUGGAAAUUCAUUCGAACUUAACGUAUGAAUGAGUACUAAACCGAUAAAAACCGUAAACUGUUAUUUUACGCGUACUAUUAAAUUGAUUAUAAUUAUCUAUUGAGACGGGAGAAACGUUAAUGGCAUAAUACUCGUAUUGGUCUACUUGUUACGCGUGAUCUUACGGGCUUUAAUGAUUUCUAAAACGGGGCAACGUCAUGAGUCAAUGGCGGGGUCGGGAGAAAACGUUAUUUUGACAGAAUGGCAAAGCAUCUCGCGUGCGAAUCUCGAUUUCUGUUGAGCGUGUGUUCUUUUUUUACUUUGUGAAAAUGAAGCGCCGUGUGUUCAGUGAACCGCGGAGAAGUGACGAACGAGGAAUAAUGCCGUGAAUAGGUAUUUUUCAUUGGCGCGUUCGAAAAGAAAAGUGUACAUUUAGUUCGAAGCAUAUCGCGCAUAAGUUUUCGAAUCGCCCUGAACGUUUUACACAGGACUCCUGACCGUAACACGGUGCGGAUGUGUGAUGGAGGAUUAUAAAUUUCUCUUUAAAGUUGUUCUUGUGGGAAACGCGGGCGUCGGCAAGACUUGCCUCGUGCGCAGAUUUACCCAGGGAUUAUUUCCACCUGGUCAAGGUGCAACAAUAGGUGUUGAUUUUAUGAUUAAGACCGUAGAAGUUGAAAAUGAGAAAGUUAAGCUUCAAAUCUGGGACACUGCCGGACAAGAAAGGUUUCGUUCGAUAACUCAAAGUUAUUAUAGAUCAGCUCAUGCUUUAAUUUUAGUAUAUGACAUCUCUUGUCAGCCUACAUUCGAUUGUUUACCAGAUUGGUUGAGGGAAAUUGAAGAGUAUGCGAGUAACAAAGUUCUUAGGAUAUUAGUAGGUAAUAAAAUUGAUCGGGAAGAUAGAGAAAUACCGACGCACGUAGGAGAAGACUUUGCACAAAGACAGGGAAUGUACUUUUUGGAAACUUCUGCCAAAGAAGCAGAAAAUGUAGAACGAUUAUUCAUGGAAAUUGCAGCCGAACUUAUGGAGCAAGCACGUAGCAAGGAACUACCUAGAUAUGAAACAAAUACAACUUCGAUAAAUGGAAAGACAACAGCAAUCGGUGAUACAAGUAACUGUGGUUGUAGUCGACUUUCUUAAGUAGCUUUUAUAUAUAAUAUUAAGUCAUUUAACAAAACACAAAGUUUCACUUGCUGCAUAUGCAUGUAGGAGACUGUCAUACAGUUUUUAUAGACAAUGGAGAUUGAACAUGAUAUUACUCAGUCUUCUAGAAUUAAAAGAAGAGACGAUUCUGGUACCAGCACAUCUUUGAUAUUAUAUGUUAGCGUCUAGUGUUAUAUAAUAUAAAUUAUAUCGACAGUUUUGUUGCGAAAAGUAUUUAAUACUUUAAACGAAAAAUGAAUUUUAAGUGUGUUGAAUAUUUGUUCAGAAAAUAGUAUGUUUUCAGAGAGAUUAAUUAACAGAGAUUUUUUGUUACAAUUUUAUACGGUUGCUUUAUACAAAUAAUAAAUCAUUUGAGGCCUGUGUUUGGGCAUUUAACAAUAUUUCCAUAAAUAGAAUUAUGCUAUAUUUUUUUAUAAUAUCUUUUGUUGCUGAAAAGGAUAGAAUGAUUCUUUUGUUAAUCACGAAACUUCAGGUGUAUGUCUUUUAUUUAAAUACAUACUGACAUAAUACUUUAAAGAGCAUUGUGAUCCUUGUGCAAUUAAAUUAUUUCAACCGAAAAAGUAAAGCUUCAAAUUGCUGUUGCUGUGCAAUAACAUGUUCAUUGUUAAUAACAUAUACUAUAAACUUUGAAGUUUAUUAAACGUAAAGGAAGGCUUGUAAUUAAACUGUACUGAUAAAAACAUAUCAGUUCGCAUGUGGACAAAAAGGUAACUGUAAAAUGAGGGACUUUUUAACUUUUUAUCAACAACAAAUUAUUGACUUAAAUAUGUAACUUGUAAAAGGUAUUAAAAACCCUUAUUAUCGAAUCAUUUGAAAAGAUAUCAUUUCAAGAAAUCAAUUCUGCAGAUGUAGAACACGAUUGAAAUAAAUCAUUUUUUUUAUACAAGAUUGUCUACGUCAUCUCUCAUUAUACACGAUUGUGUAGGUUGCAUCGAUUAUAUUCCAUUAAUUUGUGUUCAUUAACAUUCACUUAGUAUGUACAUCGCAUAAACUUCAGUGUACUAUUAAGAAUAAAUUUUACAAGAAGUAUCUUAUAGACAUUUCAAAUUGGCAAGUUUUUCAACAGUUGUAUAUUAUAUAAAUUAUUGUAAACGUUUAUAAAUUUGCUGAGCAAGUAUUCCAUAUAAAUAAAUAAAUUAUACUAUAAAAUUA
Messenger RNA from Megalopta genalis, 2326 nucleotides. The record is from RefSeq and is a predicted model, not a curated record. NCBI's taxonomy places the organism in Eukaryota, Metazoa, Arthropoda, Insecta, Hymenoptera, Halictidae.